Molecule: messenger RNA, 2906 nt
Organism: Pogona vitticeps (central bearded dragon)
Lineage: Eukaryota; Metazoa; Chordata; Lepidosauria; Squamata; Agamidae
Source: RefSeq, a predicted model, not a curated record
CAGGCUGUUUCCCAAGGGGCUGGCAGCUUUUGCAAAAGAGAAGGCAGGAUGCAGAGAGUGAGGAGAGGAAGGGCAUAUUUGUGACCAAAUGGACCAAAACUGGAGCGAUCUAAUGCCAAUGUGUGGUUGACCAGAUCACAACUACAUGGGCUGCAGGAGCAAUUUUCAAGUGAUCAGAAGGAGUAAUCUAAUCAAGACCCACAGUUCUAAACAAACCCAGACUAGAUGUUUCCCUUUCAUUAAUGUAGCCAUAAUUUCAGUUACAGUUCAGGUUCAGCUGCUCUCAGAAGCUUCCAACAGCACGAAACAAGACAAUUAUAAUACCCAGUGCCUGAACCUGAAGUUUAAUAAUGAUCUGCAGCAGCAAUUUGUAUUUUCUUUAAAAGCUGCCAUGCAAUACUUCCUAUUUCCUUGUCCUGAUGCUCUCACUGUCUCUGCUAAUGAGCUUGUUUGUUCAGUUCCAACAGGCCUUUGGGCUUGCAUCUCCCACCACUGGCUAACCACCCAGUUUGCAGAUGCUCAAGCAAUGAGAAAGGCCAAGAUUCACUGACUCUAAGUUGCUGUCAUUUUUGAAAUUCAGUUCUACGGAAGAAAAGGGAAAUUGAUGCCCAAAGCAGGCCAUAGUACGUAUUCGAACUCCUGCAUUUGUUUUCUUAGCCGAUCAGAGACCUCGCUUUGCCGGGCGCCAGUUUCAAGUGACCACCCACUGCCCUGUCUGCCAAUCAAAGUGGAUGCUGCUGGUGGACCAGCCCCUUUUACUGUGGUAAAAAAGCAAGAUGUUGAAGCAGAGUGAGGCAAGAGCUGUCGCAGCUGCAAGGGUGGCUGUAGAAGAAUAAGAUCAUGAAAAAUCCCAUGUAUGAAAUAGCUUCCCUGCUCCUUGAAAAAUUUCUCUUCCUGGCCAAACUUCUUGGCAUGAGCUCCAGCGAAGAGGAGGAAGAAAAGAAAAAAGGCACCAAUUAUUAUGACACAGCCUAUUUCAAGCCAGGUGAUUUGCUGGAGGUACCCCGCACCCUUUUCGUUCACUUUGGCAUCUACCUGGGUGACAACCGGGUGGCUCACCUAAUGCCGGACAUCCUGCCAGCUCUCACUGUUGACAAGAAACAGAUCCAGAGAGUGGUGACCAAUAAGCGGCUCAUCUUGGGUGUCAUUGCCAAAAUGGCCAGGAUCCGGGUGGACACAGUGGAGGAUUUUGCCUAUGGAGGCUCUAUUUUGGUGAACCACAUGGAUAAACUGUUCAAGGACAGUGUCCUGUCUAACGAGGAGGUGGUGGCCAGGGCUGAAAAACUAGUGGGUGCCACAGACUACAGCUUGCUUUGGAACAACUGUGAGCAUUUUGUGACCUUCUGCAGAUAUGGCUCUGCAGUCAGCUUCCAGACUGACAAGUUCUGUGAAACAGUGAAGAUGAUUAUUCGGGACCAGAGGAGUGCUCUUGCUUCGGUGCUGCUGGGACUGAUUUAUAUACUCUACUCGGGCCUGGCCCCUUCCACGGCUCUUCCGACCAUCAUUAUUCCUUUCAUGUUGUGGAUGGCUGGUUAAUGGAGUUCCCAGAGCUGUACCUGGGAUGUAUAAUGUAUUUAUGAAAGCUCAAAUGCCUUCCCAGUAUUGUGUACACAGGAACAUGUGACUUGCAAUUGUGUCAUGAUUUAGAUGCAUGAUUGGCCUGAAUACGGAGAACAAACAGGAGCUUACUGUGUAAGCUGCAGGAUUUUGUGAAAAUCUUUGCAGAAAGUACACUCAACGAUGGAUGUGGGGGAUUUACUCCCAAGUGAGUGUGCAUUGAUGGCAAUCCUGAACUUAGUAAAUUCUGCUAAGAUUAACAGGGCUGCUUACCCAAGUAAAUAUGCACAGGGGUGGAGUGUGGGUGCAACAGGAGAAAAGGCAUUCCUUUUGGACAUAGGUGAGCGGUAGGGUUUGAGUCCUUAGCUCAGCUUCCUCCAGCCUAAUACCCUCCACACGUAAUGGACUACUACUCCCACCUUUCACCACCAGCUUGGCCACUUGAGUGGGCUGAUUGCAGAUAAUGGAAACGUGAAAAGAGCUAGGCUGGAUCAAAUCUGAGGCCUGUCGAGCCCAUCGUUCUGCUCAAACAGUGAUCAACCAUAUUCUGUUUUGCUCACAGCAGGACAUGAGUGCAACUGUACCCUCUGCCUCAUGUGUCCCAGCAAUUGAGAUACAGAGACAUGCCGCUUCUGAUACAGGAAGUAAACUCUGGCCCCUAUGAAUUUAUCUAAUCUCCUUUUAAAAUCACGCAACAUGGCAAAACAUCUCUACAUCUUGUGGCAGUGAGUUCCACAGUUUAAUUAUGCAGUGUUUGAAGACCUAUUUCCUCUAAUCUGGCCACUCUUAAUCUCCUGUGAUUCAGCCCCAGUGGAUGACCCUGAUUUCUAGUAUUAUUACACAUGGAGAAAAGUAUUUAUCCAUCAACUUCUUCCAUGCCAUGCAUACAUAACAUGUAUCUGCCUCAUGUCCCAAUCCCUUACUCUACUUUGUUUUGAAGCUACAGGUGCCAUAAACAUGGAGGUGUGCAGAUUUAUAUUUUUGGACCAGAACACACAGAAUUCCCCAAACAGCAUAGCUAACUACAGCGUUCUGGGAGUUACGAGUCCAAAACCCCAAAUCUGUACAUUUCUAGUUGUGUAGCCUGACACAUGUUAAGGACUGACAUGAAAGGCAAAGAAGGAAGCAAUACAUUAAUAAAUUAAAUUCCUUCCAGUUCUGCUUUGAAAGCUGAUGCAAUUUCUUAAAGAGAAUACAGUUUCCCAAGAAUUGUUAUUUUAAAGAGUGACUGUGUCUUUAUACAUCUUUUCAUUGUUCCACGUUUAAACCCUCCAAACUGGGCUCACUUCUGCUUCUUCGGGUUUCCUUGAAGAGAAAAAGCGAGUUCACCAAGAGUGUGUCUCCUUAAA